CGACAGAAGCGGGCCAAUAAACAGGCGGAGUGGCCGGCUUCUCCUGUGUCCCUGCGCUCCUCCGAAGACAUGAGCUCCGCUGUGUGCCGCUGGUUGUUGCUGUGCUCGCUGUCGGUGCUCGGGGCCCGGGCGGGCGGAGAAGGAGGGAAAUAUUCCCGGGAUAAGAAUGAGAACCGGCCGGAGGGGGUGGAGUUCCGCAUACAGAAGCUCAACCAGGUCUGGGAGAAGGCGCAGCGGCUCCAGCUUUCUUCUGUAAAACUGGCCGAAAUCCACAGCGAUCUGAAAAUACAAGAAAAGGAUGAACUGAACUGGAAAAAGCUAAAGGCUGAAGGACUAGAUGAUGAUGGAGAAAAAGAAGCCAAACUCAGGCGAUCACUCAAUGUUAUCUUAGCCAAGUAUGGACUGGAUGGCAAAAAACAGACACAAACUGAAGAAAAUAACUAUAUUAAAGAUGGCACAGAAAAUGAUGUACUGAAUGAUCCCCGUUUGGAGAAGCUGUGGAACAAGGCAAAGAGCUCUGGGAAAUUCUCAGAGGAAGAGUUGGAUAACCUGUGGCGGGAGUUUCUCCAUCACAAAGAGAAGACCAAUGAAUACAACAUUCUAAUGGACACCGUCACCAGGACUGAAGAGGUCCACAAAAAUGUUAUCAACCCAGAUGAACAUGAGCUGAAACCAGACUUCUUGCACAGCAAACAUGCAGACCUUAAAGAGAAACUCCACAGCAUCAACCACGGAUUUGAGCGUUUACGGAAACUGAGCCAUGAAGGAUAUGCUGGUGGAAGAGAUUUUACAGAGCCACGUGUCAAUGAUUUAUGGGAUAUGGCAAAGACCGCCAAUUUUUCUGAUACUGAAUUGGAAUCUUUUAAGGACGAACUGAAACAUUUUGAGACCAAAGUUGAAAAACACCAGCAUUACCAGAAGCAGCUUGAAAUCUCCCAUGAAAAGCUGAAACAUGUUGUAGAAACCGGCGACAAGGAACACAUCCAGAAGAGCAAAGUGAAGCAUAAUGCCCUCACGGAAAAGAUAAAGGAGAUGGGCUACAAGGUUAAAAAACAUCUUCAGGACUUGAGCAGCCGCAUCUCCAAGAAUGGCCUCUCGCACAAUGAGCUCUGAAACAAAUGACUUUGUAAGACCUAGACAUUUCAGCGUUGUCCUCAAGGUGGUACCAAGUGGCUUUCUCUGCUGCUUUCAAAAGAGACCAAUUCCAUCAGUCUACAGGCAUCAACCAUACAUGAAUGUGUUCUCUGUACUUUUCUGAUGGCUGCUCAGUUAAUCUGCAGUCUCUCCUACCUAUUUUAUUUUCAGGGGG
Messenger RNA from Rana temporaria (common frog), 1309 nucleotides. It is a transcript of the gene LRPAP1, whose product is annotated as LDL receptor related protein associated protein 1. The record is from RefSeq and is a predicted model, not a curated record. NCBI's taxonomy places the organism in Eukaryota, Metazoa, Chordata, Amphibia, Anura, Ranidae. Gene Ontology annotation, biological process: negative regulation of very-low-density lipoprotein particle clearance; negative regulation of receptor internalization. The coding region runs from base 70 to 1113 and encodes 347 amino acids. Gene Ontology annotation, cellular component: endoplasmic reticulum; cis-Golgi network; rough endoplasmic reticulum lumen. Gene Ontology annotation, molecular function: heparin binding; lipase binding; receptor antagonist activity. The transcript is spliced from 8 exons.